Messenger RNA from Synchiropus splendidus (mandarinfish), 1653 nucleotides. RefSeq names its product syntaxin binding protein 6 (amisyn), like (gene stxbp6l). Gene Ontology annotation, molecular function: phosphatidylinositol-4,5-bisphosphate binding. Gene Ontology annotation, cellular component: plasma membrane; exocyst. The record is from RefSeq and is a predicted model, not a curated record. Gene Ontology annotation, biological process: Golgi to plasma membrane transport; exocytosis. Bases 223 to 1080 code for a protein of 285 amino acids. Lineage: Eukaryota; Metazoa; Chordata; Actinopteri; Syngnathiformes; Callionymidae. The transcript is spliced from 8 exons.
CUAUUCAAAUGGAAGCGACUGUGGACUGUGAGCGCCCUCACACAGAGGCACACCGCUCGGUGUGCGGCCGGCUAUAAAUAGAACCAAAGAUGAUGCUGGGAGACUUUCACUAAAGUUAAUACUAAUUCAUAUUGUGUACUAACAGAUACCGUCCAGAAGAUCAGUACGGCAAGAAACAAGAGGGCUGCAUAUGUGGUGUGUCGCAGCAGAGUAGGCCACACAAUGAGCAUCCAGUCAGCCAUUAACAAAGAGAUAUUCAUCCCGCAUGAUGAACGUCUGCUGGUGGCGGUGGAGGUGUGGAGGAGGAAGAGGAAGAGGAUGUCCUUCCUGCCUCCAGCUGGAGAAAGAGACUACAGCACCUUCAUCUGUGUGUCAGUCAGCAACACGCAGCCGCAUCAACUCCUCAUCACCAAGGUCAAACAAUACGCAGGCGCUGAGUCCUUCAGAAAGAGGUCCAAGUGGUCGGUGGACCAGCUGAGACAGGUCAACGGGAUCAACCCAAACAAGGACAGCCCAGAGUUUGACCUGGUCUUUGACAGUGAGACAGAUCAGUGGGUGGCCAGGUCUUCAGCCGAGAAAUGCAUCUUCAUCCAGAUCCUGUACCACGCCUGCCAGACCUACUGGGCGGGGAAGCUCGGGAAGCCAGGGAAACUUAGAAAACCUAAGAAGGGAAAAGCCCCACAGAGCGGAGACCAGCAGGCUGAAGAAGAGCCGAUGGACAACCUGCCGACUCUGAAGGCCCUGCAGUCCAGAAGGAAGAGCUAUGCUCCACCCAAGCAAACCGAGUUCAUCAACUGCCAGUCCAAACUCACCGCAGACGCCUGCGCCAUGACCCUGGUCAUCUAUCGCUGCAAAGCGUUCAUCAACCGCAUGAAGAGCAAGAUGGCCGCCAACCAAAGCCGCUCAAAGGCUCAAGCCCAGCUGGCUCAGAGCGCCAGUGUAGUCCAGAGGGUCAGUGUGGCUCUGGGGGAGCGCGGCCAGAGACUGACCAAAGCUGAGGACAAGACCGUGGAGUUGCUCGCCAAAGCUCAACAGUUUGCAGAUGCUACCCACAAGCUCGCCCUGAAAUAUUCAAAAUAAAGAUGACUGCAAGCUACAGAAUGUAAACACUAAAUGUUUGGAGCCUCCGGAGCGUCGCUGUGUGUGAUACUAGCGAUUAAGGCUGUUGAGAUCGAGCAGGACUCAGUUCUGAAGCUGCUGUUUUGUCUCUGACCUACUGUGGAAUUCAUUCAAUAUAAUAAAAUCUAAAUAUUGGUGUACGUUAGAAGCUUGUAAUAUGUCAGUGUGUGUCUUCUCAGAGACUGCCUUGGUGCCAAGCAUCCCCUCAGAGUGGGAAAAGCUUGUGAUAAGGAAUGAAUACUCUGUUUGUCACUUGUGUCUAGUCUGUUCAUAUUUUUGUCAACAUUUGUCAUCAGUGUUUGUAACCAAUGUUUUCUGUCUGUCUGUUUGAUGUAGCAUUUGUCUCACUAUGCUUGCAGAUUAUUAAAUCUAGUUUACUGUAGUGUGUAACACGUGACACUAACUCCCGUAAAUAAAUGUAAUUUUGUCCAAAUUUAGACUUGUAAUGCAGAAUAUUAACCACCAGGGGGCAGCGUAACUAUUACAAAUCGACACACACUCUAGAGCUGAAUAAAAUGUUCAGAAAGCACAUUA